Messenger RNA from Zasmidium cellare ATCC 36951, 4947 nucleotides. RefSeq lists its product as uncharacterized. Gene Ontology annotation, molecular function: structural constituent of nuclear pore. The coding region runs from base 1 to 4947 and encodes 1648 amino acids. Gene Ontology annotation, biological process: nuclear pore organization. Gene Ontology annotation, cellular component: nuclear pore; nuclear pore inner ring. The transcript is spliced from 2 exons. Lineage: Eukaryota; Fungi; Ascomycota; Dothideomycetes; Mycosphaerellales; Mycosphaerellaceae. The record is from RefSeq and is a predicted model, not a curated record.
AUGGACGAUAUCGACGACCCCCUCACGCGCCUACAGAUGCUGCAGCGAGACCUCAGCGCCUUCAACGAGACCCGGCUCGAGAACCUAGAUCGAUUGGAACUGGAACUCGCUGCUUGCCGCUCAGACUUGCAGCGCCUACUUCAUCGGAAUCGCAAGUCAGAACAGAGCCGUGCCAAGGUUGCUCCAUCUACGACUCCUCCCCCGACCACCUUGACAAUCGACAACGUCGACUAUGAAGUCAACGAGCUGUUCCGGCAGAGUGCCUUAUACGCCGCAGAUGUGCUCGAUCUGGACGAGCUCGAGGCUGCUCUUCUCUGCAUUCGGUCCCAAAGUCUGAUCCAAAAUACUCAAGACCCCACGGCGCUGGCAAUCAAGGCAGUGGUGCUGUUCCACGAGGAGCGGGUUGCUGUUCUGGAAUGUGUCCGUAUCAUCAUGCAGGGCAGUGUCGACGGGGAGACGGACGAACAAGUUCAAGAUGAGUUUCGAGGUAUAGUCAGACAGUCGUUGGUCGGCCAAGGUGGACAAGCCGAUGGCUCUGCAUACUGGAACAAAUGCAUGGAAGGCUUGAGCGAUAUCGAGGCUUUCAUCACAAAAGUCGCCACUGAGAAGGACAAGGCCAUUAUGACUGGGGAAGAUCUGUCCGGAAUAAAAGGUGAAUGGCUCGUGGUCCAGCGCAUGCUCCUCACGCGGCAGCACGAGUCCAUGGCAUCCAUUGUGUCGUACUUGAUGCGAGGCGGGUGGGUUCAGGCAGAACAAUAUCGAGGGUUUCUGAGCAGAGCCGCAUCAGUGGACAUACCUGCAGACAUUGCGAUCCACUACCUGCCCUCACUCAUCAGUGGCUCCGCAACAUUCGCAUGCGAUCAUGCGACCACGACCCCCGAAGCCGCCGCCAGCAUUUAUAACCUCUUCGCCGCAGGCUCUGGACAAUUGCAGUGGAGGAACAACGACCUUCAGGCAGCUGCGACCGUAUUCUGGCUUGCUGAAUACAAUGCCGGAUUCACUGCUGGUAACGGAGCGUACAACCAAGGCUCGGCCAGCCAGACUCGCGAAGACAACGCCCGAGCAAAGCUCUUCUUCGACGCUUUGAAAGGAAAUGCGCUUCGCUACAUUCUUGCAACUGCCUCCUUCCUGAAACCCGUCGUAUGGCAUGAUCCAGCUCGAACGGCAAUCGUGUAUCAUCUGGCUCACGAUGGCCUUGUUAUUCCAGUAGAAGCCCCUCGGCCGUCACCAGAUUUUUCAAACAUGACCAUGCGAGAGUUGCAAGUCUUCGGGGAGGCCAUGGUCGCGAACAUGUCUGAUGCGCUUCGGAAGCUCAAGGUGGAAGAAGAUGAAAACAGACGAGCCCUACUCUCUCAAUCGACCAACGCUGUCGAUCACGAACUCGACCUUGAGCGUUUCAUGGUCAUUCUGGCUUAUGCGUGGCAUGACGACGCUGAAGCCGCGAAUGAGCUCUGGUGGGCGAAUCGCGAGUCAAAUUUGUUUGGUUUCCUAAGAUUCGUAUCGCAGAGACUGUCCACGCCCAGGGUUGCUGCUUUGUGCACGCUGUUGCAAUCUAUCGCAUGCGACGAAAAGACUGCGAAUGCUGCGCACCGCUUCCUGCUUGAAGAUGCGGCAAUGAUUGGCGGCAAGGUGCGCAAGACAUACGCCAUAAGUUGGUCACAAAUCUUCAGCGAGCUCGAAUUGUACGCUUCUACGUUGAAGGACCGCCCGUCAGCACCGAAGACCAGCCCAGGUCAGGAUCUCGAGCUCGACGAGAUGGUCCUUGAAGAAGGGGAGACUAGUGUCAUGCUCGAGUCGUACCUGGGACUGACAGCACGGAUAUGUCGCAACAGCCCAGACGCGCGGAACUGGUUGCUAAAAGAACAGACCUUCCACCUCGGCGAGGUCAUGUUUCAACUCCUGCGUAGCGCUGACUAUGCGCGGAUUCGUGCAUGCUGUCUGGAGCUUUUGACAGCGUUCCUGACUGACAACUCGAUUGAAGUUCGGAAUGGCUUGUGGGUGUUGUUUGACAGUUGGGUGUCAAGUGGAGGACUUGAUGGCUCCAGUGCAGCAAGACCUCCUGGAAGACGUCAGUACCAAGCCAAGCAUUACCUGUCGUCAUAUGCCGCAGAUUCAGAGGCGGGCGCAGCCAUGGUUGCCUUUAUCAACGCUCUUGCCAGUCCUAUGGCCGGCACUGCUGAGCAGUUACUCGAUCAACUGCCCUUUCCAGAGGCUCUUGGACGCCCACACCGCCAUGAAGGGAUCCACUCAUAUGUCGACUUCGUUAUGGACGACGUCCUGGCUCGCAAAAUCACGCCCAUGCAGCCCGACGAGCCCUUGCUGCAUAUCCUGCGUUACGAGUGCCUCCACUUUGCCUUUCAAUGUUUGUCGACGUUCAACGAGGACAUUGUCUUGGUGGCGAACACGACCAACGCGGAGAUUGAUUCAGCCAUGGAGACGAAAUCUUUCGUCCGAUACGCUUCACUGCAUCCAUUUGCACGCGUCAUGGAAUGGCUCUUCGACAAGAAGGUGGCCAGUUCGCUUUUUAUGUCCCUGCAGCAAAGCCAAGAUGCAUUGAAUGAUGCCGAUCCCAACUCUCCGCUCGUACAGUCGACUUUGAAGGCUGCUCAAGUUCUCCUUUUGGCUUGGGAUCUGCAGCCUACAUAUUUCGAUCUUGUGCGACCUACCAUUGUGUCUCACAAUCCGAAGACGCAACCCAUCAGCGCAACAUGGACCUCAAUCGAUGAGAUCUUCCUUACACACCUUAGCACUGUGAUGGACAUUGCCCAGCUUACCACAUGCGGGCAAGUGGACAUUGGUCUUGAAUGCAUAAAGCUGCUGGAAAAGAUCGGCGCUUCUCGCAAGCUAUCAGAGACGGCUGGAGGACAAUACGGAUCAAGGAUCAUAAGUGUCUUGACGCCUGUCAGUGAUUCCUUGACCACACAACUGACGGCGGAAUUCACCCUUCUGGAAUGGGACCUCGAAAGCAACGAUGAGCCACUCAAAGUGGUUCGAGCCCGGGCAGUUCUGAAUCUACUAAAGGCGAGUCUGAAGAUGUCGGAUCGAACGCCUGGCUUGGCACACACUCUGCUUGGCUUCAGAUGCCGUGAGCGUGUGGUCGAGGUACCACCAGAAAGCCCUUUCGACAGGUCCGAAUCGCUGUUUCAUGCGAUUGCCGCCUGUGCUGGCAGCUCGCCGACAAUCACACCACAGUACGGAAACACUUCGUGGUUACUCGCUCUGAAGCGCGGCUGUCUGGAAGUCAUCCUGAAGCUCGCAGUGCAUCCACUGACCGCGCGCAUCGUUCAGCCGAUCCUGCGCUCUAUGGACCUACUUGGUGCCGUCUCCCACAACCUGGCGCCGGCAUCAGCGAGCCCUUCCUGGGAUGGCAAGGUGCUGUCUGACGUCGACCUACUCCGAAGCACUUCGGCUUACUCCCUACGAGACUUCAUGAGAGUUCGCGAGUCAUUUUUCGAGAUUGCGUCGACGGAGCUGCGCACUGCUGCCACGCAAUCCGCAUACUCAGUGCAAGAGAAAAUCGUGAGCAUACUGCUUGGGACUAUCAAAUUGCCGACCGGUGAAGAGGUUUCCACGGCAUCCAUAUUCGAACUUUUUGACUUCUUCGACGCGGAGACGACAAGCCCGUUCGACCUACCGCCUAGCAAAUUCUUCGGCGACGACGUCUCUGCCUGCACCAAGGAAGACCCCGAGACAGGAAUAUCGUUCGACUUGAAGAUGGCAAACCUGUUCCUUGUUCUUCGCAAGAAGCAACUCAAGGACAAGGGCAUAAUCCAGGAUGCCACACAAGAGACCGCUGCUGACGACGAGAUUGUAUCAACAUGCAACGCCAUGAUGAGCCAGAACAGCUUCACGGCCAUUCAGAGUGCACGUUUGGCCGCUCUAGAGGCGUGGACAGAUCUCGUGUCUAUGAUCGUCACCACAGGAGGCAUGCAACAGGCCGACGUUAUUGCGUUGUCACUCCAAGGCCUCUUGGUGACCUUACCAAAGUUUGAAAGAUCGCUCUCGGACAAUAUGGACGCUGCUGCUCUGCUCGCCAAGUUGACAUUGAAUUUCACGCAAGCAAUCAUUCCUGCUUCACAAGGAUCAUCCGAUCAGACUGCCAGCGUCGCCAUCGAACGCAUGCUAUCCGCAUUUAGGGUGUCUUUGAAGGUCAUCACAGACAGCACUACAGAUCUGGGCUUGCGAGACGUGGCUUACCGAACUUGUUGCGCCGUCCUGGCAUCGAUACCCAAUGUGCCCACGACAGGUCGAAAUUCUCAAGCCGCUAGCGCGAGGCAGCUUUUGCAGCUAGUUCAGAAUGCCGGAGAGCGAUUGCUGGCAGUGACAACAGAAGACACAUUCUCAGGACGUGGCGCCACCUGCGUCUCGGCCCUCCUUUUCUUGGACGGCUUGGUCCUGCUUUUCCAGGGCUUGAAAGCCAACACACAGAUGCUGCGAGGGUUGAUGAAACUCAAUUUCGUUCCAGUGCUCAUUGAUACUGGCAUCGGCAACGUCGCCAGUGCGUUCAAGAGUGAUGAUGAGACGAUCGCCACUAUGGCGUUCUACCAUACUGCAAUGGCUCUACUGCUACGUCUUUGCAACACGGUAGACGGUGCGCAGCUGGUCAUCAACUCAGGACUGUUUCCCGCUAUCGAAGAGAGCAAGCUAUUCAGCACCGAUCCCGACAUUGGCCUCGACAUUGAGAAUCCAGCAGCUUUGGAGGAGUUCUACGCUUUCUUGGGCGAUGUGGUACGUUUGAUGACCGCGACUGUUGUUCAGAAAGGCGCAGGUUUGGCCAAGUCUUUCCUGCAACAACAUCACUUCACUGUGCAGGCGAUCUUGAAGCAGGCCACAAGGGGUCAGGCAUUGGAUGCAGCCGAAGAGCUCUGCAGGCUGCUGAUGGCGUCAGGCUUCCUCGAGGACGAUCAAUCAUCGUCAGGAGCGACAUUCACGAAUGGAUUCACAUGA